CGCGAAGGGCUGACUAAGAAGUCCCCACCACAACAUCAUCGCCGCGUUCAGUCAUCUCCACGUCUCUACUUCACCCUCCAGACUACCCAUGCGGGUUGUCGGAAGCCGUUUCGUUCGUCCUGAGCUCACUCUCACAUCCAUUCGAUCCCAUCCAGCCCUUUGCCAGGCUCGCAAACGCGGUCUCUGCGGUCCCGCAGCCCCGACCCCCCGCGAUCUCACAGCCCAGCUCCAUUGUCAAGGAUGUCGAAAGCAGACGCAUCAUCUUCCAAGCCGUCCGGUCAAAGCAGUCCCGCAGGCCUCCUAGCACCGACUCAGCAAUACUUCUCCCACGAUCUCGGCCAGCGGCGGAGCGGAAGUGCCAGCAGCAACGCGAAGUCCAACCCCGCCCCCCGCAAAGAGCAGCAGAGCAAGCCGAAGCAUCGCAGCGGGAAGAGAUAUCUGGCUGUGGAUGAGGAUGCAGAGGCUGAGAUACGCAGCAUGCAGAAUCCACACAACCGGAAGGGGCAGACGUCCAUCACACAUUUGAUGAACUUUGCCCUACCGCCCCGCCCGUCUCAGCAGAACCAGUAUCAUCGGCACAGUUACAAUGGACCUCGGCGAGGUGGGAGGAACCCGACUUGGGGCAUGGGCAGCGGCUAUCACGCUGUCGACAAGUCAAGGUACAUCCACUCCAACUACCGCUUUAUCGUGAACCCGCAGGGCGAUUAUCACGUCCAAGCGAGCGAUCCCGAUCUAUAUCUCGACUGGAGCAAUGUCUUACAGAUCAUUGCGUCCUCGAAGACGCAAGCUGCAUCGUGUCCAAUCUGCCUCGGCGAGCCGACAGCCCCGCAGAUGGCGAAAUGCGGGCACAUGUUCUGUCUACCAUGCCUGAUACGAUACAUGCACUCCGAAGACGCUAGCGCUCAGCCGCCUGUGGAGAAAAGAGCUCGGUCGAAGAAGUGUCCAAUCUGCUGGGACAGUAUCUACAUCUCCGAGACUCGACCCGUGCGGUGGUAUGUUGGUCAAGAAAGCGACCCGCCGCACGAGGGCGGUGAUGUGGUCAUGCGACUGGUCAAGCGGAAGCCUGGUCAGACGCUUGCCAUGCCGCGAGAAAGUGCAGAGCCCGUGGCGAAGGGCGAAGAUAUCCCAUGGUUUUUCGCCGCCGAGGUCAUGGACUAUGCUCGAGUCAUGAAAGGGAGCGAGGAGUACAUGACACGACAAUAUGAGGAGGCGAUCGAGGCGGUUGAAGAGCUGCAGAGGAUUGACGAAUUGAUGUUCGGCGAGGACGCCGAAUGGACCGGACGAGCCAUACGCAUGCUUAACGAGUCGAGGGAGAAGGUGAAGGGGAUUGGCAACCCGCCGGAGCAGCCGAAGAAGCCCGAGCAGGAGGAGCCCAAGCCCGAGCGACCACCGAUUCAGUUCAACGAUAACGACGAGAACGUGCCCGACAUGUACUUGCAGAAGCAUCCCGCGCCAGCUACACCCACCAUCCAAGAUCCCAGCGCGGACCAGUCCGCUGCUCCGGCGGACCAAACCAACAGCACUGCAAUCCCACGAACGAUACAUGAACUCCGGACUCGACAUAACGAGAAACCGCAACCCUCCGAAUACCUCUUCUAUCAGGCACUCCUUCAUUACUACCUCUCACCCUUGGACAUUCGCAUCCUCAAAGCUGCGUUUGGCUCAUACACCGCUUUUCCAUCCAGCAUCUUGCCGAAGGUGGAAAGGGUAUCACACGGACACAUAGUGGACGACGAGCUGCGGAAACGCGUCAAGUACCUCGCCCACCUCCCAUACGGCUGCGAGGUCGCAUUCAUGGAAUGUGAUUGGACGGAUUUCGUCUCGCCCCAAGUCCUCGAAGAAUUCACACCCAUGCUGGAGCGGAGGCGAAAGCGGCACGACGAGAAGGACGCACGAGAGGAGAAGGAGCGCAUCCGAAUUGAGAAGGCGGAGGAACGAGAGCUGAACGCUAUACGGCGAAGGCGCACCUCCAUCCCCCACGACUUUUUCUCCUCCGAGUCCCUGCCUGUCCUCGGAUCCAGUCACGAUCCACACGGUUCCGUCCCGUCCGACGGAGCAGUCGCUGCCUCACCGCCGUGGGCGAACCGAACCACGUCUGGGUUUGCAUCGCUCGCUUCCCCUUCCACAUCCCCUACUGUCCACCGCACAGUGUGGGGCACCACUGCUGUCACGCCCGCCAGUCCCGAUAUGCACGCCACGCUGCCGCGAGAUGAGGAACUUCGGCCGGACGAUGGAUGGUUGCAAGGAUGGGAGAAGGACUUGCUCGAUCAUGGCGAUCGGCUGGCUGCUGACCUCGGCGGUGUCAGCUUGCAGGGCGCUCAAGGGCGGGCGAGUGGCGCUGGAGGGAAUUCAGGCGGGGGUGGAAAGAAGGGCAAGAAGGGCAAGAAGAUUACGCUCAUGAGUACGACUGCGAGACGGGGUGCUUGAAAGGGUGGCGCUUCAUGCAGUGCGUGGUGUUUGGGAACGUGGUUGUAAUCAAGUCAUGAUCAUUUAUGUACAGCAUUCCUCGGUCGAAAUGACAAUCGCCUUGCAGCGACCGUUACAA
Messenger RNA from Neohortaea acidophila, 2545 nucleotides. RefSeq lists its product as uncharacterized. The coding region runs from base 241 to 2427 and encodes 728 amino acids. Gene Ontology annotation, molecular function: metal ion binding; transcription cis-regulatory region binding. Gene Ontology annotation, biological process: positive regulation of transcription by RNA polymerase II. The record is from RefSeq and is a predicted model, not a curated record. The transcript is spliced from 2 exons. NCBI's taxonomy places the organism in Eukaryota, Fungi, Ascomycota, Dothideomycetes, Mycosphaerellales, Teratosphaeriaceae.